Myxozyma melibiosi is the source of this 1646-nucleotide messenger RNA. Its product is annotated as polynucleotide kinase 3 phosphatase-domain-containing protein. Gene Ontology annotation, biological process: DNA repair. Bases 323 to 1258 code for a protein of 311 amino acids. The record is from RefSeq and is a predicted model, not a curated record. Lineage: Eukaryota; Fungi; Ascomycota; Lipomycetes; Lipomycetales; Lipomycetaceae. The transcript is spliced from 3 exons. Gene Ontology annotation, molecular function: polynucleotide 3'-phosphatase activity; ATP-dependent polydeoxyribonucleotide 5'-hydroxyl-kinase activity; double-stranded DNA binding.
AGCCGCCCAGCAACGACAUCAAAGUCAUCAUCGCCAGCAACCUCACUAGCAACUAGGUCUGUACUCGAGUAUUCCUGCAGUCUCCGGGGAAGGGUCCAGUAUUAGUAAUUGCAAUUCGGCGCAGUCUCAUCGUCGCUGCUGAACGCGGACUGUUGAAAGACGAGGGGUUUGUAUGCUUCUUGUACACUUACGCGUUGAUCGUUGCGCGUUGCGAGGCAGGUACACCGAUCGCGAGGGAUAAGAAGACCAGGGAUGCAGAAGUCUGCGGUAUGAACGAGGGUACAUAUGCAGAGGUGCUGGACGCCAGCAGUCGAGCUUGAGUAUGUUUACCAGCGGCGGUCGGAAGAGGGUGCUAAAAGAUGUGGAGAAAGAGACGACUACGACUACGACUACGACUACGACGGCAUUGCGUGAGCGACAUGAGGCGUUAGACGCCGGUGCGGAGACGGGGGACGGUGAGGGACCAGCAAAGAAGCAUAAAGCGAGCGAGAAAGUCGUGGAUCUGGUCGAGGAGCGCGAAGUGAGUGUUGUGCAUCGACACGAGGACGGAAUGGAUAAAACAACGGAGAUUGAGUGGGUGACGCACAAGUCGUCGGUGUUGUUUGGGUCGUAUGCGUACUCUAGACCACAGCUGAGUGGGAGAUCUACAGUGGGCGCGGGGGAGGGAGAGAAAAAGAAGAUUGCGAUUGCAGGGUUUGAUCUCGACGGAACGAUUAUUACGACGCAGUCCGGGUUUGCGUUUGCGCGGAAUGAGAAAGACUGGAAAUUUUUGUUUGGAGAAAAGAAAACUGUGGACAAGUUCAAGAAGUUCAUUGGGGACUCUUCGGCAUCGCAAAACAGGUUGAUUGUGAUCUUCUCGAAUCAGAACGGGAUCGCGCUGAAUCCAAAGAAAGUGAAAGCAGAUCAAACAAAGACCCGGCUAUGGCAGUUCAAGACAAAGCUCGCAAAGCUUUCCAGUAUACUGGCCAGAGACCAGGUGCUGCCGUUCUACGUCGUCGCCGCAACAAACAAGGACGACUUCCGCAAGCCGCAGACGGGCAUGUGGGAGCUCGUGAAGGAAGCGCAUGAGCGACACUUGGCCGGCGCGGAUGGAAACCAGCAGCAGACUACGAUCGAGCUCGACAAGGAGGAUUCAUACUUUGUCGGCGACGCAGCGGGAAGGAAGGGAGAUCAUUCGGCGGUGGACAAGGAGUUUGCGCAGAAUCUGGGAGUUAGGUUCUAUACACCGGAGGAAUACUUUGACGAUGCCUCCGAUUGAUAGAUUGUAUUUCUAUUAUAUUCGCUUGACCGGGCCGAGGGAUGGCACAGGCCAUUCCUUCAUUUCGCUUUUUCUCUCUCUUUGAUCGGCGGUUCUUGAAAAUUUUUUAGAAAAAAGGGCAGGAUGAUGGUGGUGUGUUGCUGUAUAUGGCAAGCUUAUCUGGUGAAGUUUUUUUUUCUUUGCAAAUUUUUUUCAUGCAGAGUGGAGAGGAGUGGGACUGAGUGGAGAAGUUGCUGUAAACAGUAAUACCAGAGCACAGAACACCAGGAGAUAAUAUCAGACGACGGAAAACAGAGCGACGAAAGAGAUCGGGCAGGAGCAGGAGGGUAUAGAACAAGGGCAGAAGGGGUAAGAAUGACAUCAGCGCAGGGAAGAGAGAAUCAGGGGC